Alligator mississippiensis (American alligator) is the source of this 1325-nucleotide messenger RNA. It is a transcript of the gene NOL12, whose product is annotated as nucleolar protein 12. Gene Ontology annotation, molecular function: RNA binding. The record is from RefSeq and is a predicted model, not a curated record. Lineage: Eukaryota; Metazoa; Chordata; Crocodylia; Alligatoridae. The transcript is spliced from 6 exons. The coding region runs from base 40 to 669 and encodes 209 amino acids. Gene Ontology annotation, cellular component: nucleolus.
GGGCGGGACGACGCAGGCGCAGCGCGGGCGCGGGCCGGCAUGGGGCGCAGGAGGCCUGUUGGGCGUGGGGAGCCGCGGCGGGCUGUGGUCUUCGAUGAGGAGCAGCGGCGAGAGUACCUGACUGGAUUCCACAAGCGGAAAGUAGAGCGAAGGAAAGCAGCUGUGGAGGAAAUCAAACGUAAACUGAAAGAAGAGCAAAGGAAGAUGAAAGAGGAGCGGCACAAGGAGUACCUGAAAAUGCUGACAGAGAGAGAAGAGGCUCUUGAUGAGGCUGAUGAGCUGGAGCAUUUGGUGACAUCCCAGACAGAGUCUGUGAAUAUUGAUCACCCAAACCACACGGUAACAGUGACCACCAUCAGUGACCUGGACCUCUCGGGAGCACGCCAACUAGGACUUACCACUCAUGAGGAAAAUGCUGACUCUAGGGAAGAGGAGACAACAAGCAGGCCCACGAAAGUAUUGCCCAAGAAGUCUGGUGAUCCUUUGUUUUCCCAGAGGAUCUCUUUGCUCACUGCCUCGCUGCAUACACGCAACCAGAAAAAAGCUAAGGGAAAGCGGCUGAGACAUGGCCAAGACUCGCACAAGAAAAACCAGAAACCUAGUACUGGACGGACCAGCAAGUCCCAGCGCCGGAAACUGACUGGCAGACUGAGACAUAACCAAGACUGAAGGACAAACUGGAGUGGAAAAGAUCUGCCAGGAUAGGUUCUGCAUUUGGAGUUGGUCUCUAGCCUGUUGUGGAAGAGGACUUUCCUUGAUGGGAUUCUUGGUCAACAAGCAAUGCAAUGGAAGCCCCUCUUGUGGCCUCUUGGUCUGGGAAAUGUACAUGUGCAGGCUCUGAACCCAGGCCCAUGAGGUGAAUAUUAUUCACCAUUAUUUCCAUUAUUGUGGAAAGUAAUUACCACAAUGAACUAUCUUAUGUGCCGGGCAGUGUGUUAUCUCUUACGCCUGUUGGCAGGCUGUGGAUUAAUUUGGACUCUGUCCUUUGUGCAUCAGUCCAUCUGUUCCCUAGACUUCCCUUUCCCAAGGAAAGAGUGGGAAAUCUUGUUCCUUGCCUUACAAAAUGGAAGAGACAGAUACAGGGCAAACCAUAUUAGGAUGGUUUGUAGUGCAAGAGAGGGCUUUGCUUCCACCCACAUUCACAUUACCUGCUGUAUAAUUCCUCCUCUCCCAAAAAGACUGUGCGCCAACUUCAGCAUUUUGUGUGUUCCUUGUGCAGAGUUACAUCCGAGUGCAAGGGCACAUCCCCUUCUGCAAAUAACCAGAUUUUUUGAUAACUUCUCUGGGUGCAUAUCUUUAUAAACAGCCAUUUGUAAGAAAGCAAA